CCGUCGAGACGAUGAGGGGUCAAGUGACGUAAUGUAUUAUUAUUAUUUAUUCAUGCCAAUUCUAUUUUUCAUCACCAACAAGAAUGUUAAGUUGGGCAUAUUAAACACGAUAAAUCAUAAAGCGAUAACAUAAUAUUUUCAGGACUGAUUUGUGCUGCAUGAUGAUUCUGUAAAGCGUGGCACUUAGGGGGCACAGGUACAGGCCUGCAGCGACGUGUCAGCGUUGCCAGGGGUAGCACCCACUCAUGCCAUGGCCAAGUCAAAGAAGAACAAACGGAACCUGGCAGAAAAGGUCCGGCAUGGCAAGUCCACCCAAGAGGUCAAGAACAAUCCGUUUGAAAUUCGCAUCAACCGGCAGAAGCACCACAUCCUGGGCAAGAAGAUUAGCAAACAUGCCAAGGGACUUCCAGGGGUCUCCAGGUCAAAGGCCAUCAAAAAGCGGAAAGACACACUUCUCAAGGAGUACCAGCAGAGACACAAAGCCAACAAGUUUAUCGAUAAGCGAUUCGGAGAGAAUGACCCGACACUCAGCGUUGAGGAGAAGAUGAUGCAGAGAUUUGCAUUCGAGAGGCAGAGGACACACUCCAAGGAGGCUAUCUAUCAGCUGAACGAGGAGGAAGAGCUGACUCAUUAUGGCCAGUCACUGGCGGAUGUGGAGAAGUUUGAAGACACUCAACUGGCGAGCGAUGACGAGGAAGAUGACGGUAACCUAGGAGCAAAGUAUGUGGCCGAGGAACACUUUGGAGGAUUCCUGACCAGGAAGAAAGCAGAGAGCACAAAAGAAGAGAAUACAAAGCCUAAAUCUCGCCAAGAAAUUCUGGAUGAAGUCAUCGCAAACUCCAAGAAAGACAAGUAUGAGCGUCAGCACCAGAAGGAAGACAUGUUGAACCUGACUGAAAAGCUCAACAAGGACUGGCAGGCGGUCUCCACUCUCAUUUCCUUCUCCAAGCGCAAAAAGUCUACUGUGGAAAACAAGCCCACAGCAGAUGACUAUGAUGUUACUGUCCGAGAGCUCAUGUUUGACAUGAAGGCAAAGGCAACAGACAGGAUGAAGACACCGGAAGAGGUGGCCCGAGAGGCUAAGCAGAGACUGGACAAGUUGGAGCAGGACAGACAGAGGAGGAUGCUGGGAAUCACGGAGGAGGAGCAGGAGGCAAGACGGAAGGUUGGGCAUCAGUCGGCUGAUGAUCUCAAUGAUGGGUAUGCAUUAGAAGCUGUUUCUAAGACUGCACUGAGCUAUAAAGACGGAAAGCCAAUCAACAUGGACAUGUUUGGGAGCCAAGCUAAGAAAGGUCAGUCCGUGAAUGCAGAGGGUGAAGAUCAAGAUGACGACAACGUCCAAGACGACGAGGAAGAAGAUGAUGAGAAUGAUGAGGAUGGAGAAGAUGAAGGAAGUGAUGAUACUGACAACGAUGACGAAUUUGAAGAUAACCACUCAGAUCUAGAGUCUGACGAUGCAGAGAGUGAUAGCGAGGAAGAGACUUCAACUGCCCAGCCUUCCAUAUCAAAUGAGAUGAGGGAAACAAUCCGAAAAAGUGCCAAGGAGGAGUUACCGUACACGUUUAAAGCACCAGGGAAUUACGAAGAGUUCAUGGACCUUGUGGGCGGCCAGUCGCACAGCAACCAGUUCCUGAUAGUGGAGAGAAUACGGACCUGCCACCACCCCAGUCUGGCAAAGGGGAAUAAAGACAAACUGGACACGCUCCUGACGAUACUGCUGCGGUACUUCGGUGAUGUCGUCAACCUGGAAUCGGUCAGGAUGGAAUUUCUGGACGGGCUGACAAAGCAUAUCUAUGAGCUGACGGCUCAGUCUUCCCUGCAUGCUGGCCAGUGCAUGCAAGCACUGAUCGCGGACCGGCACCAGCAAUUUGAGGAGGAGGCUGAGAGAAGAGGCCGGGGGGUCUACCCUGGGCUUGAUAUGCUGUUGUACUUCAAAUUGGUGGGUGCACUGUUCUCGACCUCCGACUUCCGUCACGCCGUGGUGACCCCAGCGAUGUUAUUCAUGGGUCAGAUCCUGUCACAGUGCCCAGUGCGGACAUACAGGGAUGUGGCGUCGGGCCUGUUUGUAUGCAGUUUGUUUUUAAAGUACAUCCGACUGUCCAAGAGGUUUGUCCCGGAGGUCAUCAACCACUUGAGGGGUCUACUGUUCCUUGCUGCAGACAAGGAACCUGGUCGCAUCUACAACGUCAUCCCUCCAUUCAAGCCUGUAGGGAGGUAUAUAGAUCUUCUCAGGUUACAGUCAAACAGCGACAAGGUCACAAGAAAUAUGAAGGUCAAGCCCCAGCGCAUUCUGGAGGUGCUCUCUCAAGCGGAGCCGAGGGAGCUGGAGACGGACGAGUUCCGUUGCUGGGCCCUUCACGCCACUCUCAGCCUGCUCUCGGAGUUUGCCACGCUCUACGCGGGGUUGGCCAGCGCUCCAGAGAUCUUCGACCCAGUGAGGCGGUGGCUAGAAGCCAAACACAUUCCAGUCGAAAGAUACCCUGAAGAUGUCGAGGAGCUGCAUGGGUCACUGCUGGGGCAGCUGACCUCGCUGAGUGUCCGGCCCAAGCCCCACCUGCAGCGUGAGAAAAAACGGCCGCAGCCCCUGCCGAUGUUUGAGCCUAAGAUUGAGGAAGACUAUGACCCCGUCCGCAAGAAGAGAAAGAAUGCGGGCAGCGCCAAGAACGAGAAACAGAGGUUGCUGCAUAACUACAAGCGCGAGAUGAAGGGGGCCAUCCGGGAAAUCAGGAAAGACGCGCAGUUCCUGGCACGGGAGAAAAUCAAGGAGCAGAUGGAAAGAGAUUCAGAAAGGAAAGAGAAAGUCAAGAGAAUUCACCAGCUGCUGGCAGGCCAGGAAGGAGACUAUCAGGCAACCAAACGUGGCCGCAUCAACCUCAAAUAAAUAUCAGUGGUCUUCGGAUGACGCUGAUGGAAUGCGCAGUCCAAACACGGCACCGGCCAGCAUAGAGCCCCAAAAUUGUCAUCUUGCUACUGUCCUGGCAUAUACAUUGCACAGUACAGGUCGUUUUAAUAUUGGAGUGUAGACGACCAUCUUCGAGGGCUGGCGUAAGCUGUACUUUUGCAUCGGAGAGAUGCUUCACAGAGACCCUAGAGAACUGCUGAAGGAAUGGAUCUACGUAUGGAAUGAAUAAUGACCACUUCGCUUUCUUCCUUUCAUAAGAAAAAGAUAUCUCCUUUCAGUUCUAACCAUCACAAUUUGGAGCCCGUACCCAUCAGUUAGAGGACAAAAAGGGUAUUAUGCCGGCCACUCUGAGAAAGUUUGAGAAACGCUAUUAUUAGCAGUGAUUUAUUUUUAACCAUUUCUUGUGAAAUUAAAAGGCUUUCGAGAUAAUAUGCCCACUAGCAAUGACAUUUUUUAUCAGGUCCUACUUCCUAAAUUUUGUGAAAAACAGCCAUCAUUGUUGAUGAAAUAAAAUUUUUAUUCUAUGAAA
Acanthaster planci (crown-of-thorns starfish) is the source of this 3431-nucleotide messenger RNA. It is a transcript of the gene nop14, whose product is annotated as NOP14 nucleolar protein. Gene Ontology annotation, cellular component: small-subunit processome; Noc4p-Nop14p complex; nucleolus. The record is from RefSeq and is a predicted model, not a curated record. Gene Ontology annotation, biological process: maturation of SSU-rRNA. NCBI's taxonomy places the organism in Eukaryota, Metazoa, Echinodermata, Asteroidea, Valvatida, Acanthasteridae.